Letharia columbiana is the source of this 435-nucleotide messenger RNA. RefSeq lists its product as uncharacterized. NCBI's taxonomy places the organism in Eukaryota, Fungi, Ascomycota, Lecanoromycetes, Lecanorales, Parmeliaceae. The record is from RefSeq and is a predicted model, not a curated record. The transcript is spliced from 2 exons. Bases 1 to 435 code for a protein of 144 amino acids.
AUGCCGGAAUCCAAGCAGGACACCCUCCCUGACAUGCUGAAGCUGAUGACAGACGUCGAGAUCAAGAAUGACGUCCAAGUCAUGUUAGGGACAGACGGUUCAGCAUUGUACACAUGGGGUGACGUGGACACCUACAUGAAGAAGAACGCCACCUCCUUGGAUCCUGACCUCGUUAGAAGCGUCAUGCAGAAAUUGCGUGACGCAUACAAGAUGAAGAAGUUCAAUGAGGAGCUAACGAGAGCCCUGGAAGCGGUCCAGAUCGGCACGAUUGCUGGCGGUGAAACGGACAACACUGACGACGACGACAAUGACACUGAUGACACUGAUAACAAAAUCCUCACCCCUCUCAGCCGCAAUACCGAUGUCGAGAAGGCAGGAAGGGAUGAAAAUCCAAUGGACCAUGGUCUUCGAGCCACCACCGUCGGCCAAGAGUAA